Messenger RNA from Fusarium odoratissimum NRRL 54006, 2161 nucleotides. RefSeq names its product serine/threonine protein kinase. Gene Ontology annotation, biological process: peptidyl-threonine phosphorylation; peptidyl-serine phosphorylation. The record is from RefSeq and is a predicted model, not a curated record. Lineage: Eukaryota; Fungi; Ascomycota; Sordariomycetes; Hypocreales; Nectriaceae. The transcript is spliced from 2 exons. Gene Ontology annotation, molecular function: ATP binding; protein serine/threonine kinase activity. Bases 74 to 2008 code for a protein of 644 amino acids.
CCUGCCUACGGAAUCUUUUCUCUCUUAUAUGAUUGCCUUGGUAAAAUCGUGAAACUCAUAUAUUUGCGCACACAUGAUUCUCGAACUUAUGGCUACUGUUUGGAGCUUUUUUACCACGUUCGCGUCACCUGAGGUUGACAAGACGAAACUCAACCAAUUGCGCAACACCGUUCGACAUUCGCUCAAGCGUAGUGUUCUCAGCGAGGCAUCCUUUCUUCCAGAGAGUCAGAUCAAAAAGCUUGUUACGCCAGACAAGAUAAAGGUAUUAUUGCCGAAUGCCAAGCCAGAGUUGGUAGACUUCAUCUGCAAACAUGCACAAAGGCUUUUCUUGACUGCAUCAUUGCAUCAUGGCAAUCUCCAGGACAUUAUGGAUACUUUCAAGUACCAUGGAAUGACAGAUAAGGAACUCCCGAUCCGUGAUCUCGCCUCGGAAGAUAAGUAUUGCGAUGUUCACACAGAGGGGCUUCAAAGAGUCUGCAGCCAUGAAAAAGCUUUGGAAGCCUUUCAUCGCUGGGAUACGCACGACGUAUGGACCUUUUACAAUGAUCAAUGGACAUUUUGUGCGCCAAUACUCGACAUGGGAUGCUCGUCCCACGAAUUCCAUGCGAAACACAUACUCCCAUUUAUAGAAAAGGGUACCACUCAAAAGGAUGGCCAUUUCAGUACUGUAUUUCAGGCUGCAAUUCAUCCUAGCCAUCAAAUUAUUCAUGGGUCCUCCAAGUCGAACACAGAUCAGACACGUGUUGCUCUCAAAGAGUUGAAAAAUCUGAGCGAGCAAAACUACAACGUACAUGUGUCUUGGCUGAAUGAAGCAAAUGCACUCUUCCAGAUUGCCGAGCUUCGUCAUAAACACCUCAUCAGUCAGGCCACUGCCUUCAAACAAGGAGAAAGAAGAUUCAUCAUGCUCGAGUGGGCUAAUGGGGGCACUUUGCGGGAUAUUUGGCAGACAGAAUCCCACGACAGAUCUUUCCUAGAUGGUAACAAGGUCAUGCGAGUCUUAGAAGAACUAACUGGACUUGCAAGUGCGCUCUCGAGAUUACAUGGCACUAACACUAGAACAAAAACUGCAAAAGCAACAUCGGCUGAUCGUACAAAGAAGGGCGCUACCUCGAGAUCCAAAACAAUCUUCUCUCAGGGCCAGGGUGAUGGCGAUGGCAAUCGCUUGACUGUUCCAAAGAUACGCUUCGAGGGAGUAAGCUCAGAUGACGGAGAUGACUCCAGCGACAACGCUGAAGAGCAGCAUUGGCGCCAUGGAGAUCUGAAGCCCGAGAAUAUCCUCCAUUUCAAAGACGAAAAGUCUCCAUGGCUUGGAACUCUCAAAAUCGCUGACCUAGGUCUAGCCAAGCAACACGUAUUUGCCACUACCCAGAGACAAGACCCAACCCGGCAGAGAUACACAACCUCGCACUACGAGGCACCUGAAGUUAUCACGACUAUGAAUUCUCGAGUCCCUCGGUCACGCCGAUAUGACAUAUGGUCAAUGGGCUGUAUCAUAUUCGAGUAUAUGAUUUGGCUCCUGUAUGGCUACGAAGAGGGGCUGAGAAGCUUUUAUAACGAAGAGAAGGAUAUUAAUACCCAUCAAGAAACAUUAUACUUUACAGCGGACCUGACUACAAGGCAAGCUCAAGUGAGCGACGUAGCGCGAAGUUGGAUCAGUCACAUCUUGGAUGUCGACCCGGAAUGCAACCGUGCGACGCCAAGUGUGAUAAGAGACCUCGUCGUGUUGGUCAGGGAUAAGCUUCUUGUUGUUGAUCUGCCCCAAGGAAGCAUGAGUCAGGAUGACAUCAAGAUAUGUCGUGCUAGUGCGGAUGACUUGGAGAGGAGCCUCAAGAACAUCAAGAGAAUGGCUAUUGACGAUGAACAAAAGGGAGGCAGAUACCUGUCUUCGGGUAAAAGUCGUAACGAGGUCUCCCCACCUCGUCCACAGCGUGUUCGAAGGCAGAGCUUCUUGUCAACGAGUUCAGGCUCGACCUCGAAACAAUCGAAUCUGGUAAGAGCUUUAGUUUGAUUGAUUGUGGCAAAGGCUGAUGUUGGAUAGGAUGUAGGUGCAUUGGCGGCGAAUCGAAGAGCAUAGCAGCGAUGACUAACUGGUUCUGUUUAUUAUUUUGUAUUAUAGACUGUAAGUAAGAGCACGAGGGUAAAGCUCGCGAGUAAUAAUAGC